UCAGAUAACGAUCAAGAUCAUUAACUUCAAAAUAAUUUAGAAUUGUGUGUUUACAAGAGUUUAAGACGGCAUUUAAAAGUAUAGAUGUUACACUUGGGUAACUAAGAGAUGGAUUGAUCAAUAAAACGUUGCAAUAGGUACUGCCAAGAAAUAGCAUUGAAAAAUUCUUUAAAAUGGGUCUAACAAGCAACACUGGGUUGUUGGCGAGUGUGUCUCAUAAACCCAUUCUUACAAAGCAAAAGAGCAACGUAGAGCUACGAUGCGACGUGACGCCGGCCCCGUUCAUGCUGCGACCGUACGCUGGGUUGUACAACCCGUUCCCUCAUGGGUGUUCGGUGCUAUGCAACCACCCGGCCGAUUCCGAGGCAAAGGAAUAUGUAAAGCGGGUUAAGGAUAACUGGAUGCUAGAAGGUAAAGCGCAUUACUUCCAUGAAGACUUGUCAAAGUUUCAAGAACUAAAUGGCCCGGAUAAAGAGAAGAUCAGGACGCCACAUGACAUUGUCACGGAAGACAUGUUUAGGAGAUAUACUGAGACUGACUCAAGACCAUUGACUCCAGCACCAACACUCGCGAGCGGCAAAUCCAGAGGUUCUAGAAGAUGUCUCACACCAGACCAGCCUCAUCAGAGAACCACCAUUGUUUUGGACUUAAGAAGAAGUCAUAGCCAGGAAACUUUAUACUACCACGGAUACUCAACAUCAGAAAUGACAGCCGGCGCCAACACGAGUCCGAUCAACGAUCGCUCGACGCUACCCUCCUUGAACCUCUCUGAGGGAGCCCACAAUCGACUCCUGAAGGGACAGUGCGAACAACUCCCUCCCUUAGCUUCGCCGUUAGUGCUGUCGAAAAGAGUUGUGCCUAUGAAAGAACUUUCUAGUGUUAGAACUGCAAGAAAGAAUCAACUGAAAGCGCUCAAUUUGGGAAAGUCUCCUAAGAAGAACAAAGGAGAGACUCCUGCGUCGCAUCGUUCGAAAGGUGACAAGGAUUUGAACGACGGCAGCGAAACCGGUCGCGCUGCUACGGAUGAUGGUGGUGGUGAAAUCCGCAGACGUGGUAAGCGACGACGCAAGGGUCGUCAGGGUGGUAGCGACAGACUCACUUCAGCAGGACUAGCUGCGCAGACUCAGCAAGAUCCCGAGACACAGAUUGCAGGAAUCGGAACAGACUCCCAAAACCCAAGUUCCCGAGGGUCGAUAGCGCCAGCGGCUGACGAUGAAGUGAUAGUCCUGCCGGUGGUCAAAUCCGGCGUAUCAAAAAAGGCUGAUUCGUUCCUUGAUGAUGAGAUCCUCAAGUAUUUACACAGAGAGGUGGAUGAGGAGGCUAUUGAGACUGAGUUUGAUGUGAAGCGUCGCUACGUACUCGAGGAAGCUUUACGCACUCGCCCAGAGCGACCAUACGGGCAAGAGAUGCAGGCACUAAUCCGAGAGCUGAAGGUGCCAGCAGUAAGCCUGGGUGACUGGCUGCACAUACCGCGGGUGUUCUCCAGGCGAAACGCGCAGUUCUCGCUGCCUAUAGACUCUAAUGCGUUGGAAACCUUGACUCCAAUGAAUUACGCCGCGAGGUUCGUGACCAUCAAGAAGUCUAAACAACUGCUAUAUCUGACAGUUCUAAGAAAAUUCAGACCGGAAGGGUAUCGGAUGCCAAUUAAGGAUAUAGAAGAAGGUUUAAUCCUAAUGAUGGGCGGCAUCCUCUCCGCUGAACAGGCGAGUCAUUUCCAACACAUCAUGAUGUGGACAAGUUAUGAGGAAGAGGAGAAUAUUCCCGACGAAAUCAAGUUAACUCUCCUCGAUUCUGGAAGAAAGACUUCGAUCACAGAAGGAGGUGAUACAGGGGAGUCCAUAACUGACACCAUAAAGUUUCGAACUUGGUGCGGACUUUGUGCAAUAUGCGAGCGAAUGUUUGGCAGAUACCCGCCCCGAGACAGAGAUCCUCCUGAUGGGAUUGAACUAAGCGAUUUUACCAUGCUAGAAACAAAAUUGGCGGUACUGAAGGUGCACAGUGGACUACGAGAAGUCUUGGACACCAUAAGAGAACGAUGAUUUAACCUUUUUUAAUAUGUAAUUAAUAAUUAUUU
Manduca sexta (tobacco hornworm) is the source of this 2074-nucleotide messenger RNA. RefSeq lists its product as uncharacterized. The record is from RefSeq and is a predicted model, not a curated record. The coding region runs from base 174 to 2039 and encodes 621 amino acids. NCBI's taxonomy places the organism in Eukaryota, Metazoa, Arthropoda, Insecta, Lepidoptera, Sphingidae. The transcript has 13 exons.